This is a messenger RNA of Marasmius oreades (fairy-ring Marasmius), 668 nucleotides long. RefSeq lists its product as uncharacterized. NCBI's taxonomy places the organism in Eukaryota, Fungi, Basidiomycota, Agaricomycetes, Agaricales, Marasmiaceae. The record is from RefSeq and is a predicted model, not a curated record. Gene Ontology annotation, molecular function: structural constituent of ribosome; RNA binding. The transcript has 4 exons. Bases 65 to 499 code for a protein of 144 amino acids. Gene Ontology annotation, biological process: maturation of SSU-rRNA from tricistronic rRNA transcript (SSU-rRNA, 5.8S rRNA, LSU-rRNA); translation. Gene Ontology annotation, cellular component: ribosome; cytosolic small ribosomal subunit.
AUCUACAGAAAGUAACCGGCCGCUGGGUUCGACAUCCUCAAGACAAGCGGGUCUCUCCACCAAAAUGUCAACGUCAACAAAGGCCGUUCAAACUUUCGGCAAAAAGAAGACCGCUACCGCCGUCGCACACGCGAAGGAAGGCCGUGGGCUCAUCCGUAUCAAUGGCUCACCAAUCAACCUCAUUCAACCUGAGACUAUGCGUAUGAAAGUUUACGAAGCCGUCCUCGUCGCAGGAGAAGACCACUUCGCCCCUAUGGAUAUUCGUGUUCGUGUCAAGGGUGGUGGGCAUACUUCCCAGGUCUAUGCUAUUAGACAAGCCAUCGCAAAGGCACUGGUUGCCUAUCAUGCCAAGAACUCAGAUGCAUACAGUGCAAUGGAGCUCAAAAAGAAGCUAGUGGCAUAUGACCGAACACUACUCAUCGCCGACCCCAGACGGAUGGAGCCCAAGAAGUUUGGAGGUGGAGGUGCUCGUGCUCGCAGACAGAAGAGUUACCGUUAAACGAUGCCGUCGUUCUUAUAUGCCUUGCACUCAUGCCCCCAUUUUAAUCGCUGUGUGCCCUUGGCACUAUAAUAAUGGCACAUAUCUUUUUGGCCCCUCAUGAAUAUUUGGUCGCAAAUAUGGCGGUGUAUGAAUGUUUAUAUAUUCAGGAUGAACGAUCCGUGUGGCC